This is a messenger RNA of Ictalurus punctatus (channel catfish), 2650 nucleotides long. RefSeq names its product glycerophosphodiester phosphodiesterase domain containing 3b (gene gdpd3b). The transcript is spliced from 10 exons. Gene Ontology annotation, molecular function: phosphoric diester hydrolase activity; phosphatidylcholine lysophospholipase A1 activity. Gene Ontology annotation, biological process: glycerophospholipid catabolic process. Lineage: Eukaryota; Metazoa; Chordata; Actinopteri; Siluriformes; Ictaluridae. The record is from RefSeq and is a predicted model, not a curated record. The coding region runs from base 603 to 1553 and encodes 316 amino acids. Gene Ontology annotation, cellular component: endoplasmic reticulum membrane.
AAGUCAAAAUACGGACUGUAAAGUUGUCUGUCAUUUUUAUUCAUCUAAAGGCUCUUAGCUGAGGAAGUCCUUUUUAAGGCGGUCUGCAUUAUACCAUGAUUGUGUAAUUGUGGGAAGCAUGAGUAGCUUUGUGGUCUCCAUUGUGAUACGCAGUGCUUUACACUGACACCAAGAUACAGGACCUCAGGCUUAUGAAGAGGUCAACAGUCCAUGUGACGUCUCGUGGAAAACUGACUUCUUGCGGUGUGAAAUUAUUCCUAGCAGUAUUAAAGCCUACAUGUUAAUUUCUACUUAUUCCAUUUCACCUCAUGUGUCACGCAGUAGUGUGCGGGUCAUAUUUUUGUCCCAUUAUACACCGUUAUACUAUAUAACACCCUCUGGUUCCCAUCCGGUAUAUUGUUUAAGAUAUGUCAUACCUGACCAUACCCACGCUUAUUUCACUCCUUCUCAAUCACGUACACUCACAUGUUCACUCACAUGCAUACGCCGAUGGUUUAGGUCACGUAUGAAGGAUGUGAUCAGACCAGGAGACCAGUAAAGAUAAAUGAACCUUCUGCUCAGUUUCUGAAUCAUUUCAACCAAACAGCGUACUAGUGCACACCAUGGAUGCUGAGUUGGGAGUCGGGUUGUUGGUCGUGGCUGUAGGAUGUUACAUCUUAUGCUCUCUGUAUCUGCUGCGUAACCCACUUAUUCUCCACAAGAAGAAACGUUUAGCCUUUUACAGCAGACACAUUUCUCACAGAGGCGGUGGGGGUGAGAGGAUAGAAAACACUAUCGAGGCUUUUACACAUGCAGUGGAUGUGGGAACUGAGAUGUUCGAACUGGACUGUCAUUUAACUCGAGAUGGUUAUGUUGUGGUGUGCCAUGACAAAUACCUUGAAAGACAGACAGGAUCUGAUGUGGACAUCUCUUUGGUCAAAUUUCAGGACUUGCCACUCUAUAGAGAGAAGCUUGAGGUCACAUUCAGUGUUGGGCAUUUCGGUACGGGACAGGACCGGAGAAUCGCCCUGCUGGAGGAUGUCUUCAAGAAAUUCCCCCACAUGCCAAUCAACAUCGAGGUUAAACAAAACAAUGAUCUGCUCAUACAAAAGGUCUCCGCCCUGGUGAAAAAGUACGACAGGGACAACAUCACAGUCUGGGCCUCUGAUGACUCUCACAUCAUGGCAAAAUGCAGGAAACAGAAUCCCUACAUGCCAUACAGCUUCACCAUGAGACGAGGAAUCCUUCUUCUAGCGCUCUACUACACUGGCCUUCUUCCCUUCUGUCCUCUGGGAGAAAGUCUACUGCAGUUCUACCUGCCCAGAGUAAUAAACAGGGGUUAUAUUCCAGAGGAGUCUUAUCUUAAGAAAAGAUUUAUGGUCUCUCUCAUUGAAAAGCUGACUAUGAGAAAGUCUUUGUUUGAGCACUUGGUGAAGCGAGGCAUGCAGGUGCAGUUGUUUGUGUGUAACACAGAGAAGGACAUGGCUGCGGCUUUCGCAUUCGGCGCUACAGGAGUGAUGUCCGAUUAUCCCACCAUGCUAUCCGACUACCUAAAGAAACAUCCUGCUAUUUAAGUUUAAGUACUGCAAAGAUGUGACGAUGACAAAAAAAAAGCGAGAACAUUCCAGUGUAAUCACGUUUAUUCCUUUUAAAUCAUUUUGAAAUUCAGGAUGUUAAAUCAGAAAAGGUGCAAUGAUUUGGUACUUCAGCAGAGUAAUUUCUGAAGAUAAUGACAUCACAUAACCUGCAGCGGGUCUUUGUCUUUUUGCGAGAUAAUUAUGGUAACAGAUUCUGGUAGAUGUGCAGAUAACCGCUCCUUAAACACACUGAGGAAACCCCUCUCGCUGUUACUGUGCUCACUCAGAAUCACACUUGUGCCUUUAGAAACAGCAUCCAGCACUUCGUGAUGGGACAUCUCACCUGAAGAAAAUAAAACGCACAUCAUUCUUAGCUCUUAAUGCAGGCGUUCACAAACUAGAAGGUCACGACCCCAUGUGGAGAAACGUAAUUUACAAACACGGUCAUGAUUGUCUUCUUUUUUGUAAUUAAUAUUAACUAACUCGAACUGUGAAGAUAUCAUUUGUGUGCUACUGAUUGCGCUCGAGUCUGUUUCACUAUCCUGAUUUGCAGCAUUAGUGUAGGAGUUCAGCAAUAUUAUUCCGUCCGUUUACUCCUGCUAGUUCCGACACAACAUCAAGUCAAGACUGAAGUCGAGAAAACGAACAUGAAAAUAUGCCGAAACAUUGGUCGAGGCAAAAUAAAAUAAAAAAGCCCAUUUGGGGUUGUUCCAAAAAGUUUAUAUGAAUCCUACGAUCAUUAUGGAAAACCAAAUUACACAUCGUUAUGAGGACUUUUAGACUCCUGCAGUUAAUCUGAAGUCUUUAACGAGAUAAAAUUAAAAUAACUCCUAAAAUUCCAAAAAGCAAGGAUAUUUUACAGACAUUUCACAACUUUUUGCAUUCGGAUCGAUUUUUGCUUUUACAACAAACUAACAUAAGAAAACCCAAUCCCAUCUCCAACCCUAAUUAUAAAAUCACUACUGAAAUCUAUCGAUUUGGGUGCAGACCGGUCAAGCCAUGAAUUCAGUUCUCAAAACUAAGUCCUCUAGAACAUCAUUCUGUUUUUAAACAAGGAUUCGACACUUUUUUGCCAUUCAUUUUGUCUAACAUGG